AGUGGUAGUGCUCCAGGCUCGACGGCACCCUCACAGCGCCCGCCCGGCCCUGCCGCUCAUGGCCGCCCCGCCGCGCCCCGCGCCAUCGCCCCCCGCCCCGCGGCGCCUCGACACGAGCGACGUCCUGCAGCAGAUCAUGGCCAUCACCGACCAGAGCCUGGACGAGGCACAGGCCAGAAAGCAUGCUCUGAAUUGCCAUCGGAUGAAGCCUGCUCUGUUCAGCGUGCUCUGUGAGAUCAAGGAAAAGACAGCAUCUUCAUUUCUCACGCGUCCGUGUGAAGAGACCACCAAACAGGCUUUCUUGGUAAGCAUCCGUGGCAUUCAAGACGAAGAUCCCCCUGACGCCCAGCUCCUGAGGCUGGAUAACAUGCUGCUGGCUGAGGGCGUGUGCAGGCCCGAGAAGAGAGGAAGAGGAGGAGCGGUGGCCAGGGCCGGCACAGCAACACCAGGUGGCUGUCCAAAUGACAAUAGCAUUGAGCACUCUGACUACAGGGCCAAGCUGUCCCAGAUCCGACAGAUUUACCACUCUGAGCUAGAGAAAUAUGAACAGGCCUGUCGUGAGUUCACCACGCACGUCACCAACCUCCUCCAGGAGCAGAGCAGGAUGAGGCCUGUCUCCCCUAAGGAGAUUGAGCGCAUGGUCGGCGCCAUUCACGGCAAGUUCAGCGCCAUCCAGAUGCAGUUGAAGCAGAGCACCUGUGAGGCAGUGAUGACCCUGCGUUCGCGGCUGCUCGAUGCCAGGCGCAAGCGGCGGAAUUUCAGCAAGCAGGCGACGGAAGUGCUGAAUGAGUAUUUUUACUCCCAUCUGAACAACCCUUACCCCAGCGAAGAAGCCAAAGAAGAGCUGGCCAGGAAGGGCGGCCUCACCAUCUCCCAGGUCUCUAACUGGUUUGGCAACAAAAGAAUCCGGUAUAAAAAGAACAUGGGGAAGUUUCAAGAAGAGGCUACCAUUUACACGGGUAAAACGGCUGUGGAUACCACGGAAGUUGGGGUCCCAGGGAACCACGCCAGCUGCCUGUCAACACCUAGCUCCGGCUCCUCUGGACCCUUCCCGCUGCCCAGCGCUGGGGACGCCUUCCUCACCCUGCGGACUCUGGCCUCUCUCCAGCCUCCUCCUGGGGGAGGCUGCCUGCAGUCCCAGGCCCAGGGUAGCUGGCAGGGGGCCACCCCCCAACCUGCAACUGCCUCACCUGCUGGAGACCCUGGCAGCAUCAACUCCAGUACAUCUAAUUAAGUUUGGGGGAUAAGCAGGAAAGAGCGCUGCGUGAGCUGCCAUGUAUCGCCAGCCGUUGCUUUGUUACUGAACGUGCCGCCGACGACCUCAGAAAACCCAGAUGGGUGGUGGUGCCCAUGAGCCCCUGCUCCUCAGCCAGGCCCGUGGCGCCGGCUCAUGUGUCUGCUGCGACUCGAGAUGGCCUGAAACGCCACUCAUUCUCCCACUUCAGUUCGUUUUUUUGACAGUAAUUUUAUGGUAACGCUAUGAAUUGAAUUGUCUGUUCUAGGACUGGGCACAGAUUUUCCCAUUAAAAUUUUUGACUUAUUUUAA
This is a messenger RNA of Homo sapiens (human), 1546 nucleotides long. It is a transcript of the gene PBX4, whose product is annotated as PBX homeobox 4. The record is from RefSeq and is a predicted model, not a curated record. Gene Ontology annotation, cellular component: nucleus; XY body. The transcript is spliced from 9 exons. NCBI's taxonomy places the organism in Eukaryota, Metazoa, Chordata, Mammalia, Primates, Hominidae. Bases 59 to 1234 code for a protein of 391 amino acids. Gene Ontology annotation, molecular function: sequence-specific DNA binding; DNA binding; DNA-binding transcription factor activity. Gene Ontology annotation, biological process: regulation of DNA-templated transcription.